Molecule: messenger RNA, 1841 nt
Organism: Zea mays
Lineage: Eukaryota; Viridiplantae; Streptophyta; Magnoliopsida; Poales; Poaceae
Product: cupin, RmlC-type
Exons: 7
Coding region: 618-1358 (246 amino acids)
Molecular function (GO): oxidoreductase activity, acting on single donors with incorporation of molecular oxygen, incorporation of two atoms of oxygen
Source: RefSeq, a predicted model, not a curated record
GGCACUAUUGGAGAUGUCUUAGGUCCUGGGCAUCCUAGCUCGUGCGUCUCUCACCCGGUACCUGCUCCUCGGCGCCUCCCCAACCAAGCCUCCGCACCUUCCUCCCGACGCGCCCCUCAUGGCGAGGAGGCGCUGCUGAUGCCUCCCGGCGUCGGAUUGGACGCGGCGGCCACGACACCUAGCCGCUUGCGGUGGUGCUCGCCGAGCUCUAGGCGCCUAAUCCGCCGACGCUGCUCCUCGGAUCCUCCCCGAGAGAUUCAGGCCUCGUCUCGUCUCGUCCUGCCUAGCAGUUCAAUCGACUUCCCCAAGUGCCCGACCCCUACAAGGUAGUGCGCGUGCGUCGCCCCAACCCCUUGCAUGCGCUGACGCUAACCCUAUCUAGGAGACGGAGUGGCGCGCCAGCGGCCACGCCGGCGAAGAGAGGACGACAGCGUGCAAGAAGAGAAGGCCUGUGUCAGGGGCAGCUAUAGGUGGCAGGUGCAAAGAUAGGCAACAAGUGUUCAACAACACGACUGUGGAUCAAUUGACCUGCAUUUCAGCUUUUCAGUUGAGGAUUAAAGUGGAGCUUUAAGAAGCUUGAAAAUUGACAUUAUCUCAAUAAUACAUUGAAGUGCAAGAUGCCAAAAAUAAAGAAUCUCUCUAAUGCAUGCAAAGUAUCAUUUUCUCCGGAAGGUCCCAUAUCUGAAGAGGUGCUUGAGAGAGUCCGUGCACUGUUAGAUGAGAUAAGACCUCUAGAUGUUGGCCUAGAUAAUGAAGCACAAAUUGCACGCAAUUGGAGUAGUACUACGCGUCCAUCAAAUGGGAGACGAGGACGUAAUGGGGCUAACCAGUUCACUGCUCCAAUCAAAUAUUUGCACAUUCAUGAAUGUGAAAGUUUCUCUAUGGGUAUAUUUUGUAUGCCACCUUCUUCAGUUAUUCCACUUCAUAAUCAUCCUGGAAUGACAGUACUUAGCAAGCUUCUUUAUGGAAGACUGCAUGCUGAGUCUUAUGACUGGGUUGAUGUACCUGAUCAUCCUAUUGAUCAAUUGCAACCAAGGCCAGCCAAGCUUGUUAAAGAUUGUGAAAUGACGGCUCCAGAGACAACUAUUCUAUACCCUAAUGCAGGUGGUAACAUCCACACAUUCAGAGCCAUCACACCUUGUGCUCUCUUCGACGUCCUUUCUCCGCCAUACUCCGCUGAGGAUGGGCGGCACUGUUCAUACUUCCGCAAGUCUCAAAUGAAUCAACCAUCUGUUGUUUUGCCUGCUGAGAUAGAUAGCACACAAGUAGUUUGGUUGGAGGAGUUGGAGGACCAUCAGCCCCCAGAAGGCUUUGUUGUUGCGAGAGGUAUGUAUAAAGGCCCUGUAAUUAGGAGAUAAUUUGCUUUGGGGCACAGAAUCCACCAAACUGCAAAUCAGCUGAAAGACGAUAUUGCAAGCAUCCUCAGGUCAUGUGCAGCCUACGGUUUACUUUGUACAUGUCAAAGUGACCUGUGAUAAUUCAACAGCAGUUUUACAGGACAAGAAUGGAUGUUUUUUUGUUUGGUUGCUUUUUUAAUUGUGUCCCACUGCUGUAGUAUCUCUGACCUAGUUAUGGAGCUCUUAUCAGACCAAGACCGUGGAGCACCUACUUUUGAGCAUAGUCUAGCAUAUUGUCAUGAUGUAUUGAUGUACUAGGGACAUCAAUGGACAACCUUUUCCAUUUGGUGAUUUCAGAAAGAGUUUGGUUGGGGCUACCAUUUUGUCUGUGUAAUAGCACCAUUACUAUUUUUGGGCAAGACUGUAAAUUACGGGGGAGGAACUGUAAUAAUAUCGUUAGAUUUAUCAUGAAAUAUAUUUUCACGAUAUACCUAUCAUUUUUAA